ACCAGGAUGCUUCUUCUAGUCUUCAUGUAUGACUAGAGAUGGAUGGCAGACUCUUUACUUUGCUAUUUCUGAUCAUCUCAGCAUGUGGCGAAGCAGGACCUGAAGGUCUUUCCUGCCCCGAGCACCAACAGGCUUUCGAGAGCUCCUGCUAUGAGUUUGUGGCCCUGAAGAGCAGUUUCCUCAGCGCUCAGGCUUGGUGUGAGCGGGACGGUGGGCACCUGGCCUUCAUCCAGAGUGAUGAAACCCAGCACUUUCUCCAGAAACACCUGAAGGCGGAGCAGGACUGGUGGAUAGGACUAGUGUCUACCUCCAUCAACCUCGCUCUGGACACGGAAGAUGGCUUGAUCUGGUUAGAUGGUACAGAUGUGGUCUACUCAAACUGGCUCAGUGAGCCGAGGCUGGAAACUGGCUGUGGACACAUCAACACACACUCUGGGUUACACUGGAUGAUCUCAAGUAACUGUAGUCAGGAAUAUUACUUCAUUUGUGAGUUUGAACUGGGACGCUCUCUGUCGUGUACGGACAACACUAUCCUGCGGUGUGGCUCAGAUCAUGUGAUCGAGGUUGAGGAGAGUUUCUACGGAAGAAAGACGCCACAUUACUGCAGGACCAACACGUCAAGCCCUCGCGCAGCUUUACCUCAGCACUGCAGCUGGAUCGAUGUGCGGGAUUUAGUCGCAGAGCUGUGUAAUGGACAGCAGGUUUGCACGGCUGUGGCAGACGGUUCAUCUUCUGGAGAGCCGUGUCCUGACCUAGGAAGUUACCUGUCUGUGGAAUACCACUGCAAAAGCCAAGCCUCUGGUGUUAUUGUGAAAAGAUCUGCAGAUGAUGGUGGAGAAGAAUCGUUUGUUAAGGUGAUCAAAUUGAUUUUUCACUGCUCAAAUUGUAUAAAUAAGCCUGAUAAAAUCUAUUUGAAGCUAGAAAACCCUAACUGUGAUAAAACUAACUGGUAUGUGGAAGGAGACAGUAAGUCAAAGAAAAAGAAGGAAGACAGUUUUAAGGAAGACUGCUUAAAAAAUGGCAAAAAGGUGCUGAAACUACAAGACGAUGAUGAUGACACAUUGGAAGUUAAAGCUAAAGAGAUUGGAUCUUUCAAGAAGGACAUCCUCGUUGUGGUGGCUUGCCAAAAAGGUGGAACAACUUCUUAUGGGGAGUUCAUCAUAGUCUAUUCCUUAAUAGAGAUAGACAAGAAUAAGCUCAAGGAAGACGUCAAAAAACUAUUGACUCUAACUAAUAGAGCAGACGACACAGAAGAGAUCAAAGAGGAUCUUCUUUUAGAUAUAAGUGCAUUGUUAGAAGACUCUGAGGAACUCCAGGAACCCUCAGACGUACAGUUCUAUGCUGAUGUUUUGAAGAGCAUCAUUAAAGAUGAGGGCAAAGUGAAUGUUAAUGCUCAGGAGCUUGCUGGUUCCAUACUAGAGGUUCUUAGUGAAUCCCUCACAUCCUUCGAUCUGACUCCAGAUAACAUCAUUGCACUAACUGGAACAGUCAAAAUCCUCCUUGAGUCCGCUAGUCACAUUCUCGGUGCCUUCAAUAACGACAAAGAGUCUGACAUCAAUGGUUAUGUGGUCAAUGUAGUGGACAAUGUGCAGUCAUUCCUGCUAAUAAAUAAAUUACCUGAUCUGGAGCCCGACAUCAUCAUCACUCCUCAUGUCAGUGUUUACGUCAACAGGUUAUCUCCACCUAACCUCCAGAAAGAGCCUUUCAGUGUCCAGAACAGUCUAACCAGCUUCAAGCUUCCAAAUCUGGGCUCUGAUAUAAUACUGCCUGUAGAUGAGCCAGUGGAUGUGAAAAUGGCACAAUUUAACAUCGAUCCAUGGAUUGAAGGUCAGCCCAUUCAUAGUAUUGUGGCUGGUUUGUCCCUUUCCAAAACAGACGGCUCUGUCAUUCCAGUGGCAAACCUCACUGAGGAGAUUGAGAUCUUUUUACCAAGGCUGGUGGACACAGCAGUGAACAGCUCAGUUCUAGAUCUGAGAAACUUCAGCACUUCGACGAUCAAUAUAACCACCCCCAACAUUCCUCUGGUCUUAAAGUUACGUCCCUCUGAAGAGUUAACACUAGUGGUACUGCUGGGUUAUCAGAACUAUCCUACUGAGGAAAACCACGUGGCCAAAGUUACACUUCCUCAACAAGGAGAUUCACAAGACCAAAGGUACACAUGGGUACUGGGCCCCAGUGACAUGGCAAUAGACGUGGGCAUUUACUUCCUCCUGAUACGACCUGUUGUUCCUCCGGGCGUAAAAUCUGUUAAUGCAUCAGUAACAAUUACAUCCAUAACUGCUCAGUGCAUUUUCUGGGAAGAAACCAGAUCCAACUGGAGUGACUAUGGCUGUAGGGUUGGCCCUAAAACGACUGCAGAAGUUACUCAGUGCCUGUGUAACCAUUUAACCUUUUUUGGGAACAGUUUCUUUGUCAUGCCCAAUACGGUAGAUCCAUCCAAGUCUGCUGAGCUUUUUUCCAACUUUGCGAAUAACCCAGUGGUGGUGUGCUUUAUCGGGUCUAUCUUCUUAGCUUACAUCCUGACCGCGGCAUGGGCGCGCAGGAAGGACCUGCAGGACAAAGCCAAGGUGAAGAUUUCUGUGCUAGAGGACAAUGAUCCCUUCGCUGAGUACCGAUACUUGCUGAAGAUCAGCACUGGACAUCGCAUGGGAGCCUCCACUUCAUCGCGGGUUAUAGUGACUCUACAAGGUGCAGAGGGAGAAUGUGAGCCCCAUCACCUCACUGACCCCGAUAAGCCAGUGUUUGAAAGGGGAGGAGUGGACCUGUUCUUACUGACCACUGCCUUCCCAUUGGGAGAGUUGCAGAGCAUCAGACUGUGGCAUGACAACUCAGGAGAUCAUCCUGCUUGGUAUGUUAACUCAGUGAUGGUUGAAGACCUGCAGACUGAGCAGAAGUGGCACUUCUUGUGCAGCGCGUGGCUGGCUGUUGAUAUAGAUGAUUGUACUGUUGAAAGAGUGUUUCCCGUUGCAUCAGAGAUGGACAUGAAAGGCUUCAGCAAUUUAUUCUUCAUGAAGACAACAACAGACUUCUGUGAUGGCCACAUCUGGUACUCUGUGGUCAGUCGACCCCCCAGCAGUAACUUCACCCGUGUGCAGCGUGUCUCGUGCUGUUUCUCAGUGCUGCUCUGCUCCAUGUUGACCAGUAUCAUGUUCUACGGGAUUCCCACAGACCCCACUGAGCAGACAAUGGAUAUGGGCCAGAUUAAACUGACCUGGAGUCAGGUGAAGAUUGGCAUCCAGAGCUCCUUCAUUGUGUUCCCCGUGAACCUACUAAUUGUGGGAAUCUUCAGACACUCACGUCCCCGAAAAAAGAAGACAAAGAAACAAAAGGCUCAUAAGCAGCCUGAGCCUCCUCAGAUGGAGAAAGAGAUCCUGGAUGAGACCUUCUCUCCACAUGUUGAGAACAAUUUAACAGUAGAUUUCAUUAUCAAUGACAUACAGAGAAUCACAUACUUGUUUGGAAAUGCCAUGAGAUGCCCCGUCCUGAAAACACAGCAGAACCCUGAUCAAGCAGACCUCAGCACUUUACUGUCAGAGCUGCAGAACCUCAUCGAACAACAGCAUUUCAUACACAAAAACGAAACCUCCUCCGUUUUCUGGGCCUAUAGCCAUCAUCUUUCCAGACAACUUGAAAACUUGGAGGGAGAAGUGAAGCUGCUGGGGCCUUCAGGCUUUUCUAGGCCUGGGUGCUACAGCCAGGUUUUACUCCAGAUCCAGAGCAUGAAGAAACUGCUGGAAAGUCUCUGUUCCUCCAGACCCCUCAUUGAGCAGCGGACCCGUAGCUUGAGCCCCAAAAAAGACAGCGGCAGCAGGAAGGGUCUCCCAUGGUGGUUUGUGUUUGUGGGUUGGCUUCUUGUUGCAGCCACAAGUGUGAUAUCAGGAUACUUUACCAUGUUGUAUGGACUGAAAUAUGGAAAGGAUCGCUCGAUCAGUUGGAUAAUCACCAUUGCGAUGUCCUUCACUGAGAGCCUCUUCUUUACCCAGCCCAUAAAAGUGUUUUGUUUGGCAAUUUUCUUUGCAUUGGUGGUGAAGAAAAUCAGUUUUGAGGAUGCAGAACUUGUUGACUCUUUAAGUAAGAAAACAACCACUUGCUCAGAUGGCCUCAAUGGAGUGCGACUUGCUAAGAGGGAUUGUACACACAGCUUCUAUGAGCCUCCACCUUCCAGUGAUAUUGAAAAGAUUAAGAGAAACAUGGUCAAACAGCAGAAAGCACGGGCGCUCAUCAUGGAGAUUUUAGUUUUUCUGGGGUUCUUGUGGAUGCUGCUCUUGGUGGCAUAUGGUCAGCGAGAUGAAAAUGGAUUUCACCUCACACACCACAUCCGGCAGAGCUUCAGCAAUGGCAUUUCAGACAGUAUGAACCACAAUGAUGUGUUCUCCUGGGCUAAUAGUGUACUUCUUAGUAACCUGUUUGGAAAAUAUCCAGGCUUUAUAACGGAUGGAAACUCAAAACUUGUUGGCGGUGCUCGUCUUCGUCAAGUUAGGGUGACGAGAGACUCUUGCAUGAUUGCUAAGUCCAUGCGUCACGCUGUUCCCCACUGCAAUGCCCCUUACUCUUGGGAAAAUGAGGACAUGGGCUCUUACGGUCCAGGCUGGGAAGAGUUUAAUUUUGUAAAUGGCUCUGAGGACACCGUCACAGCUUGGCAGUACCAAAGCCAGUCCACGCUCAAAGCAGUCCCCGUUUGGGGUAUGAUUGCACUUUAUAGAGGAGGAGGCUAUGUUAUGGACCUCGGUUCUGACCGGCAAAACGCGAGCAGGAAGCUUCAAUAUCUAUUUGACUCCACCUGGUUGGAUGUGUACACAAGGGCGGUUUUUGCAGAGUUUACGGUGUACAACGCUAAUGUCAACCUGUUCUGCAUUGUCACGCUGAUACUGGAGAGCACUGCAGUAGGCGCAUUUCAGUUUCGCAGCGUGGUGCAGAGUGUCCGUCUCUACCAGUCCACAGGUGGCUUUCAAUCGUUUCUCAUGGCGUCUCAGGUCUUUUACUUCCUCUUCAUCGUCUACUACAUGUUUUUGCAGGGAAAGCUGCUGAAGCGGCAGAAAUGGGCAUAUUUCAAAAACAAGUGGAAUCUGUUAGACCUGGCCAUCAUCAUUUUAAGUUGGAGUUCAUUAUCAGUGUUCAUCAAGAGAACAGUGCAGGGAGACCAAGACAUUGAAUACUACCAGAAAGACAAAGAUCAGUUUCCCAGUUUCCACGACACAGCUGUCAUAGAUGCUACACUGGGAUAUCUCAUGGCUUUCUUGGUUCUCCUGGCCUGUGUGAAACUCUGGCAUCUGCUGAGACUCAACCCUAAACUACACCUCAUCACCUCCUCACUGCAGCGGGCAUGGAACGAAAUGUCCAGUUUCAUUGUGGUUAUCUUCAUUAUCCUCUUGGCCUAUUCUCUCUCUUGCAAUCUAAUAUUUGGAUGGAAGCUGUACUCGUACAAAACGUUCCCAGAUGCGUUCAAGACAAUCUUCAGUUUGCAGUUUGGCUUGUUCAAUUAUGAUGAGGUGAUGGAAUCUGAUCCCGUGCUCGGCGCUCUCAUCAUUUCCACUUGUGUCAUCUUCAUUACGUUUGUGAUACUGACCCUCUUUGUCUCAGUCAUCCUUGAGGCGUUCAGUGAAGAACAGCAGGAUCACCAGCCUUCUGAGGAAGAGGAAAUCGUCGACCUGAUUUUGGUGAAGAUCCUCAGUCUUUUUGGGAUCAAAUCUAAGAAGAAAGAAGCCGAAGAAAUUCAUCAUGGUGACAAGAAUACCUAGUCCUCAUCAUUGGCCUGUGCUCCUCAGAGGAUGUACAAACUGACCUUCUGCAUUUUUGUCUUCAGUUACUUAAUCAGCACAAAGAAAACAAA
Messenger RNA from Rhinichthys klamathensis goyatoka, 5830 nucleotides. It is a transcript of the gene pkd1l2b, whose product is annotated as polycystic kidney disease 1 like 2b. Gene Ontology annotation, molecular function: calcium ion binding; carbohydrate binding; calcium channel activity. NCBI's taxonomy places the organism in Eukaryota, Metazoa, Chordata, Actinopteri, Cypriniformes, Leuciscidae. The transcript has 33 exons. The record is from RefSeq and is a predicted model, not a curated record. Gene Ontology annotation, cellular component: membrane. The coding region runs from base 39 to 5738 and encodes 1899 amino acids. Gene Ontology annotation, biological process: detection of mechanical stimulus.